This is a messenger RNA of Danaus plexippus (monarch butterfly), 528 nucleotides long. RefSeq lists its product as uncharacterized. The transcript has a single exon. Lineage: Eukaryota; Metazoa; Arthropoda; Insecta; Lepidoptera; Nymphalidae. The record is from RefSeq and is a predicted model, not a curated record. The coding region runs from base 112 to 528 and encodes 138 amino acids.
AUCGAAAUAAUAAAAAAACAAAUACCUAAACCUGACAGCUAAAGAAUAUUACAAAAAUUUUCAUUUUUAUUAAAUAUAAAAUAUCAAAAUGUUUCACAGAAUUAAAAUAAUAUGAAGACAAAAAAAUGCACUGUCGAACCAAAACCUGAACCCCCGCCGCCUGACCUCUGUAAGUUACAACGAAUCCAGCAGAAAAUAAAAGCUGGUAUAAAAAUAUGUCCGUCACCACCGAUCGAGCCUCCAGAAGAACCGCCAGAAUGUUUUGCCUUAUGCAGGGAGAAAAUUAAAAAUCCAGAAGUAACCGUAUCUGAAGAAGCAGUAAUUUGUCGCGUGGAAAGAGAAAAAACUGGAACUUCUAGAUGUGAUAAGGUUGAAGACUUGACAGCCGCUCAUCCUGACUUACCCUGGCCUGGAUGUCCAUCACCACCACCGCUCCCCCCUCCACCUGAACCAGAUCUUUGUGAGGAAUUAGAAAAGAAAGCAAAAAAAGAACUGUGUAAAGAGAGAAUGAAACGAUAUUUACUGUAA